Molecule: messenger RNA, 1842 nt
Organism: Eruca vesicaria subsp. sativa (arugula)
Lineage: Eukaryota; Viridiplantae; Streptophyta; Magnoliopsida; Brassicales; Brassicaceae
Source: the annotation of a GenBank genome assembly
AUGGCUAGAAAAAAGACUGAGACUCCAACUGAAUCCUCAAAGGAGAUCAAAGGCAGAGGAAAAUUUACCAGAGCCAAUAAAUGCAUGAAAACAAGUACUAAGAAAGUCCAUGACACUGGUAAUUUUCACAUUAUUCUUACCAAGGAGGACAGAUUUGUAUUGUUUUUUAGUGUUCUUAUCAAGGAUUUGUUGGCAGGAAAGAAUAAUAGUAAAAGUGAGAAGAAGAAGUCCUCUUCUGAUUCUCCAGACGAGUCUCCAUCCUUUCAAGUUCGAAGCUGUGUAAAUACCAAAGACGGAGGAGGUCAACAAGUACCUGUCCUUGAUCUCCAUUCGGUUGAACGACCUUCUGGGAAAAUGAAGUUGCAGCUCUUUCCUGUGGAUGUUCAUACCCGUGAAGGGUUAGAAAAGGUAAAGUCGACCAUAAGACAUGGACUAAGUAUUCAUUUUGGUGGAUGUUUUUCUAACUUUGUUUAUUUUUUGAAACUUUGUAAGGAUGGCUUUCACCCGUAUUUGGAACUCACUCUUAGCUCACGGAAGAAGGUUUCUUCAGUGCUUCAACACAUUCAAAGUAAGUGGGGAAGCUCAGAGAUCACUCGGGGAGAUCCCACCUUGUACCCAUAUGAUCAAUCGAGACUCCCUUCUGGUCCUAAAUGGACAGCAAACAGCAGCAUUACGAUAAGGGAUGUCUAUGUAGCUAUUGGAGCUCCAUCCCUAUUCCGCUUAAGGUUUGCAUCAGUAUAUAGCUUUCAACUCAACUUUUAUAAGCAAAGCCGCGUCUUACGAGUGUUUAUUUCGUUUAGGUAUGGAUGGUCCUCUGGGACUUGUAAUAAAACAGAUGAACCUCCGUCUCCAUCAACUCCUGGUAUCACUUGUUUUCCGAAUGUAGAGCCUCAAAACUUCAUUAGUAACAGAAGAGAGAGUGCCAGUAUGACGGGAAAGCAGAUGUUCGGUUUAGAUAACCUAAAUCAAGUGACUGACCGGCCUCUCUCUGAACACACUCCACCUGAUGGACAAGUCGAGUUAGCAGCGGAGAGGGAGAUAAAUAAUGGAUCUGGACCAACAUUUUUUCAAUGGGAUGAUGGUUUAACAAGCUUAAGUAUUGGCGGCUUACUUUCUGAAGUAUCUUUGAAGGGGAAAUUCGGGAACAACUCUAAAAAUCCAAACGCGACCCCAACUCUCUGGGACGAAAAUCUUACAAACAUAAGCAUUGGAGGUCUGUUUUCCGAGGCAUCUUUACAAGGGAGACGCGGUAAAGAAGAAUCAACUCAUAAUAAUAACAGUAAUCAGCCAAGUUUUAGCAUUGGAGCCUUUCUUUCUGAAGCAUCACGAGGAGAAGGGAGGUUUAGUGACGGUAACAAAACAUGGGAUGCAAGGGGAACUACCUCACAACAACCAUUACCUCUAAUCUCUGAUUCAUUAGAUGCUUUCUUCGUGAACCAAACAACAGGUCAGCCUAAAGCUCCACGUCAUGCACCUCCUCCUCCCGAGCUGUCACAUUCUUCUAUACUCGACGCAGAAGACACAUGCCAUGCAUUUUCAUUCCGAAAGCGUACUACAACCUCAGCCAAGGUUCUUGAGCAGGUAAGUGAAGAAACUGAGGCAGAGCAACAGAACGUUGAAUCGAAACCUGCAAAAGGGUUUGGUUCAGGGGUGUUUAAUCAGGACAGCAGCCUUGGAUUUUCAGGAAUCAAGUGGGCUGACUCACGAGGACCAUUUGAUUUUGGCUUAUCUUUGUCGUCCCGAAAGUUUUCAAACGGAGACAGCGUAAGCUUUGGUUCUGCGGUAAAAGAUCUGCAGGAAGUGGAACCUUCAGAAGAGAAAAUAAGGCUUCAAAAGCAUUGA